Molecule: messenger RNA, 1900 nt
Organism: Cuscuta europaea
Lineage: Eukaryota; Viridiplantae; Streptophyta; Magnoliopsida; Solanales; Convolvulaceae
Source: the annotation of a GenBank genome assembly
GAAAAAUAGAAUAAGUGACUAAUUAUAUCAUCUUAAUUAAAAAGGUGAAUAUUUAGAGACCGGAAUUGAGGAAGAGAAUUAGGAGCGUCAGGACUUAAAGUAAGUUUCUCUGCCAAUCCAAAAUUGUUUCCUCGUAUUAUAUGCUUAUUAUGCAUUAUUAUGUGAUUAAGUGUGAUUUUUGAAUUGUGUGUAUGUGAUUUUGAGGAAUACAAAUUAAAAGUACUUUUUUGGGGUAUUAAAUAUUUUUAAAUACCUUUGAGACUAUUUAGAGAGAUUGAGAAAUAUUUUUGGAAGUAAAUCUUGAUUCAAGAUAAAAUUAAGGAUUUUAUAAGAGGUGAGCGCCCGGGAGAAAUCCGUGGUGUCGGUUUUUCCACAUCCGGAUAAAUGUGGAGGGUGGUUAGAGCUAUAUACCGCGGGUUUAGUUUAGGAUGAUUAUUGGUGGCGGGAGAAAUCCCGGUAAAUAUUGGUGGCGGGAGAUUCCCGGUAUUUCUUUUGAGAACUUUAAAAGUUCUUUGGUGGCCGCGGUAGUAGUUUCUAAUCACCCGGGUAUCUAACCCAUUGUGAAGUAGGGGGACGUUGUCCGAACUACUUGGACUUCUUACUACUCAGAGGGCUUGGAAUCCCUUUUAGGGGGUGUGCACACUUAAGGGUGAAGUUCAGUUUCCAAUUGGUGGUCGGUGGGAGCCGGAAUUCCGGGAUGAGUCGUACACAACAACGAUUCAUUGGGCUCGAGGAAUCUUGAGUUUCGCCCAUCUUAAAAGAAUUUGAAAGUGACAUUGAUUUCGGAAUGGUGAUAUUUUUAGCUACAAAAGUUAUUUUUGAAAAGUGACACUUCUUUUGAGAUAUUAAUUAAUUGUUGGGAGCUUAUAAAUAUUAUUUUUAAUUAUAAGGGUAUUUGAGAUUAUAAAGUUGAUAAAUGAUAUUUUUGAUUAAAAAGUAUUUCGGUGGUGUGAGUAUUUUUAUAUAGUAUUAUAUGAAAAACUAUUUUCGCCGAACCUGAUUAUUUUACGGGGUUGGGUAGUACUUACUUAGCUCUAAAGCUAAUUUUUGUUUCCUUUUCUUUGUUUCGUUUUCUGCACUUUAUUUGUGCAGGUAAUGAUGAAUAUGAAGCUCAUGAUGUUUGACGAGCCUUGAGAACGCUUUAGAAGAUUUAAGUGUAGUCUUCACUUAGUUUAAAUAAUGUUGUUAAAUUUUGAAUUUAAGUUUUUAAUUCGGUUGAACUCAUGGUGGAUAGCCUUAACAUCCAGCCAAGUUGAGGGCUGGGUGUGGCGGUAACACACCCUUUUUCCAUUAUUGUUAUUUCCGCUGCAAAACUCUAUCUAUUUUUAAUGAAUAAAUCAAGGUUGUUAUCAAUAUAUUAUUAUUUCAAGUAUUAUUUUGGGCGGGGAAAAUGGGGGUGUUACAAGUGUGGAUAUGCAUUGGAAAUUUUAAUUGAAGCAAAGGACUAUUGGAGCAAGAACAGAACAAGACAGUUCCCUGGGCCUCUAUUGUUUCUGAUUAUGUUCUAUGUUGACAAUGUUAUGUUCAAAGGAAGAAAAGUGCAAAGAGGAUUGUCAUCUAUCAUUGGAUGGACAACACAAAAAUUGAACAAAAGAGAGAAGGAAGAAAUUGAAAGUGGAGGGUUUGGAUUUGGAUAUGUGGAUGAAGCUAACAUAGGGGAACUUACAAUUCCAAAUGUGAGAAGAAAUGAAGAAGAAGUUGAAAGGGCAAGUGAGGGAGACAUCAAUUAGAAUCCAAAGAAGGAUGCAAUGAAGGAAUUUGCUUCAGCGGCAAAACAUUUGGCUGAAAGCAUCUCAAAUUUUGAUGAGAAAUUUCAACAGGCUGCACAGGCUUUGCCUGAUGAUGAAACCAUGAAAGUGUUGCUUGGAAAAGUUCAUGGGCUAUUCAACAUCUAUUCCAC